Molecule: messenger RNA, 969 nt
Organism: Adineta ricciae
Lineage: Eukaryota; Metazoa; Rotifera; Eurotatoria; Adinetida; Adinetidae
Source: the annotation of a GenBank genome assembly
AUGUCGGUAGCUGAUGUUGUUACUCAAAUUAAUCGUUAUUUCGCUUCGAGCAUUUUCAUUUUCGGUUGUGUGGGAAAUAUUUUGAAUAUUCUCGUUUUAUCACAACGAACACUUCGGUCAAAUUCAUGUGCAUCGUUAUUUCUUGGUUCAUCCAUCGCUGGCCUGUGCUCACUUAUUGCUGGACUCACACCUCGAAUGUUAAAUGGUAUUGCUGUUGAUCUUUCCGAAACAAAUCAACUCUUAUGUAAAUUUCGUGGUUUUACAUUAUUCACAUCUCGUGCGAUCGCAUUCUGGUUGAUUAUGUUAGCCACUGUUGACCGAUGGCUUUUAUCUUGUCCUGAUGCACACCGUCGACAGUUUAGCACUAUAAAGAAUUCGAUUCGAAAUACAGCCGUUGUUGUGUUUCUUUCAAUUAUAAUUCACUCAGAAUGUUUCUAUUGUUACAGUUCAAAUCUUGUAAACGCUCCAAGCAAAUGUUUUAGUAAUGGAAUAGGUUGUCGUUUGACAAAUGAUAUGUUAUUUGCUGUUUGUGCUAUUCUCAUACCUCUAUGUGUAAUGACAACUUUUGGGUUUUUGACACUUGGAAAUAUUCGUCGAGCUCGAAAUCGAGUUCAUUCGGGUCAAAUCUCAGCUAUGAGCCAAAUUAAAAUUACUGUUGCUGUGCGCUCGAAAAGAUUGAAGAAAACGGAUCAUCGUCUUGUAACCAUGCUUUUAGUGCAAGUAGUGCUACUUGCUAUGUUUACCAUUCCGUCGUCAAUUGAAAAAUUUUAUUCAACAUUAACAGCGAAUGUUGUUAAAUCCGCGUCCCGCGCAGUAACGGAGAAUUUGAUUUAUAAUUCUGCUCUUCUAUUAACAUAUCUAGCAAAUGGAAUGCCGUUUUAUGUAUAUACUCUCAGUGGUGGAAGUGUUUUUCGAAAGGCAUUUUUUGAUUUGAUACGUACAACUAUCCGAAAAGUGAUUGGACGUUAA